This is a messenger RNA of Coregonus clupeaformis (lake whitefish), 5610 nucleotides long. Its product is annotated as la-related protein 4-like. Gene Ontology annotation, cellular component: cytosol; cytoplasmic stress granule. Gene Ontology annotation, biological process: positive regulation of translation. Lineage: Eukaryota; Metazoa; Chordata; Actinopteri; Salmoniformes; Salmonidae. The transcript is spliced from 17 exons. Bases 444 to 2936 code for a protein of 830 amino acids. The record is from RefSeq and is a predicted model, not a curated record. Gene Ontology annotation, molecular function: mRNA 3'-UTR binding.
AGUUGGGACGGUGGCGGACUUCACUAAUGUCUGCCUGCUCUUAGAAAGGUGCGUGCAGGGCGUGUGUCCCCAGUGUCCGCUUCGGUCGCCCGGUUAAGAAUGCACCUGUCGGCUUUGACGCUUGUAAAAAUUUGUGGGAAGAAACAUUAGUGACAAAGGUGGUAAAAGUAGAUUCAUGCUCUGGCAUAGUUUUCGUCUAAUAUAUUGUCGUGCGAGUUUGGUUCAUACACGUUGAUUCAACCCGGCUAGCUAGCUAAGUAGGAUAGCUUACUUGCUAACUCUGGCUAUUUAGCUAGAUUUUGGUGUUGGCUAAACAAGUCUAGCAGGAGAUAACCAGACUGAUUGUAGACAGUAUAACCAGUAUUUUUGAGAGACUAGGGGUGGCAAGCAGGCCGGGGGGUUGGGAGGAAAACGACGGGGGAGACGUGAGCCAGGAGCGGCCGAUGAGUUCGGACCAGGGCGGAGAGCCGCGGCUGCUGCAGGAGGAGGCUGAUCCGGGACCGAAGACCUGUGUGGAGGACGGGACACCACUUGGGAUCGGGGGGGGGUCAGGCGGCAUGGUCACCUCCAAGGGCGCCGGUCUGAACCCCAAUGCCAAGGUGUGGCAGGAGGUGGCUGUGGCCCCCGCUGAGGUCCCUGCUGACGGCGCACAGUGGCCCCCAGCUGACAUCACUGAGGCUGACAUCACUGAGGGUUAUUCCGAGUCUGUGUCCUCCCCUGGUUGUAAGCCGUACAGUGUAGGGUUCACUAUCCUGGAGGAUAGCAGCUCCUCGGCAGCAUCCACAGCUGAGAUCACUGUGAAUGGCAUGGAUCCCCCAGACCUGAGCUUCACCCCCGCUGAGACCACCACCGGCACCUCAGGGGAGACCAAGCUGACAGAGGAAAGGCCCCUCUCAUCAGAGAAUCUGAGAGAGUCCCUCAAGAAAGAGCUGGAGUUCUGCUUCUCUAGGGAGAACCUGUCCAAGGACCUGUACCUGAUGUCCCAGAUGGACAGUGACCAGUUUGUCCCCAUAUGGACCAUCGCUAGCAUGGAGAGCAUCAAGGCCCUCACUACUGACAUGGAGCUCAUCCUAGACAUACUCCGAUCCUCUCCAAUGGUACAAGUGGAUGAGAAAGGAGAGAAAGUGCGUCCUAAUCACAAACGUUGCAUCAUCAUCCUGAGGGAGGUUCCUGAGACAACACCUGUAGAGGAAGUGGAGUCUCUCUUUAAAAAUGACAACUGUCCAAAAGUGAUUAGUGUGGAGUUUGCGCACAACAACAACUGGUACAUCACAUUCCAAUCUGACACUGACGCUCAACAGGCACAUAGAUAUCUAAGAGAAGAGGUGAAAACAUUUCAGGGAAAACCCAUCAUGGCGAGGAUUAAAGCCAUCAACACGUUCUUUGCUAAGAAUGGCUACCGUAGCAUGGACAGCAGCAUGUACGUAGCCCAGCAGUCUGCCCAGACCCAGUCCCAGUACAACCCCAACCUGUACAUGCAGCACGUCUACAGCCCUCAGCAGCAGUACCCUCUCUACGGCAUCGUACCACAGACCUGGACACCCUCUCCUACACCCUACUUCGAGACUCCUCUGGCACCGUUUCCCAACAGUGGCUUUGUGAAUGGAUUCAGUUCUACUGGACACUACAAAACUGGCAACAACUCCCUUAAUAUGACUCGGCCCUUUAACAGAAACCGUGUACCUCUCUAUUCAAGAAAGAAUGUAAUAAAUGCCUUCAGGAACCACGUGAAGCCCCAGGUGGGGAGACCAGGCGAAGUGGUCCCUACAUCUGUGGCCCCUGUCUCCCUGGAGAGCUUGACCGGCCUGAGGAGCUCCCAGCCCCCCACCACUGUUCCUGGACCCCUGCAGACCCAGACACCUCCAGACUUGACCUCAGCCUUCCCCCACCUCUCCACCUCCUCGGACCUCAACGAUGACGGAAGCAUGGCUGGACGCGGAAGAAGGACUACAUACAGAGGCACACGAAGGAGGAGAGAGGAAGAGCGGAUUACGAGGCCCAUACCCCUGGCUGAGGUAAAGGUGCCGCCCCCUAAGUUUGACCUGGCUGCUACCAACUUCCCCCCGCUGCCGGGCUGUGUGGGCAGUACGCAGGGAGAGCCCCUACUGGAGAACAGGAUGUCAGACGUGGUGAGAGGACUGAACAGAGACAAGACGACGGAACAAGCAAACAAGGAAUCCAUCAAGGAAGUGGGUGCCGGCCCAGUCCCAACCCCAGCCCCAGUACAUGAGGAGGCAGAGUCUGUCUCUAGUCCUGCUCAACCUGCAGCCAAACCUGCUGCACACCCCCACGGACCACCCAUCCAUGCACCUGCCCCCAGUGUAUCCCAUCAGGAGGAGAAGGUGGAGAGGGUAGCAGAUCCCCCAGCCCCCAAAGUGACCCCACCCACACCCGCUCCCUGUGCGGCCAACCCAUCCGGACCUCCCUCCACACAGCCAGCUAUGCCUGGCCCCAAGCCUCAACCAAGCACAGUGCCCUCCACACCAGCUACACUGAGCACCCCAGCCACUACCGCUACCCCUGCAUCAGUGGAGCCCCGUAAACUCAGCUAUGCCGAGGUGUGCCAGCGAGCCCCCCCCCCAGGCCCCCCUUCCACGCCAGCCCAGCCUCUGCGUGAGCUGCGCGUCAACAAGGCAGAGGAGCCAGGCUCCAGCUCCACCACCACAAUCCCAGGCGACCACCCCAGGGGAGACCGGCAGGAGAAGGAUAGGGACGGUGGCUGGGAGUGCAAGGAGACCCGGCCCCGUGAUCGGGACCGGGACUUCCGGGAUGGAGGCUACUACCGCAGCAACGGGCCCUCCAGACAGGGAGGCUACGGGGGCCUCAAGUUCCGUGAACAGAGACGGGGCCCCCAACCGGCCUGCCGCAGCUCCCCUCAUGGAGGCCCCCGACACACUGGCAAAGAGCAGAACAUCCCCCCGGUAUCGCCAAAGUAAAACUUCCGAUAUGAAAAACGAAAACAAACAAAAAAGUAUGAAAUAUAUGUGGAUAUAAAUAUAUAUAAAAUGAAAUGCAUAUAAAAGCAACAAUCUUAACGGUAGCCGCCUCCUCCUGUCUGCCUCCUGGAGCAUUGUCCCAAAGAAAGAAAAAAGCUUUGUGAAAUGACAAUAAUGAAAUGAAAAUGGAACCCUGGGGACAUCCAGGAGAAAGUAGGGCAAAAAAAAAAAGAAACCGCUUAAGAAGUGUGAACUUUCAGUGAUUUUAAAAAGGAAAAAGAUCUCAAUUAGGCCUCGUAAACAAAUGUAUUCACAGAAUUUUAAAAUCAGUGAUUUUAAAAUCAAUGUGAUCUCUUUUGGAGGCCGUUUCAUUUUCUUUAACUGAGGAGAGGUGGGACACUGGGCCCUGUAUUAAGGCUCUCUACCUUUUUGAUUUUAAAGAAUAGAUGUUGGUCUGCAAGAAACAUAUGCACUGAAGAAGAAAAUAACAUACAUGCAUACAUGUGUACAUAUACAAAGAUAUCACUAACGCAGCGACGACGAGACAUCUUAUAUUUUUCUUUUCUUGUGAGCGUAGGUUUGGCAAGGAUGAAUGACUGGAGGUAAGACGGGUUGAUUUAAGAUGUCUGUUUAUGUGUUGAUUGCUGCUAAGCAAAUAGAUUGGGACAGAGUGCUACAGUUCAGUUUGCUGUUGCACUGAUGUUCAUGGAACGAACGAACGGCUCAUUGUGAUUCUAACAUUCGAGAAUCAAUUACCUGAAAUUAGGCGGUUGGAGAUGAUCCUCUGUUUAUUCAUUGAAAAAUAUAUAAUUUGAGCCUUGUUAAUUAUUGGUUCAACUGUUAUCCGUAAAAAGGUCAACAAAAUUAUCGGUAAAAUCAAGCUACAGUUUUAUGUCUGUGGUUUUUGCCCAGAGCUGUAUGGCUCUUGUUUGCGUAAGGAAGGAAGGGUGAUUUUUAUUUUAAGCUGAGGUCCACUCGGGGUAGGAGCACCUCACCGCGCGGUCCGACUCGCAGAUCGCAGUCUCCUGGUCCAAUGCUGUUCAUUUGAAAUGUCAUCUAUUUCUAUCUUUAUUUCCUGGUUUUUGUCUGGAUUUCCCCUCUAACAGAUUCAGAUCAUACAUACUGAUAAUCAGUCAGUCAGGCUCUCUGUUUACAACCUACUAUUCACAAUGGGAUUGUAGCUUAGUUAGGCUAUUUUUUGGGAAACCUAGGGAAUAGAUAUGUUGAUGUAUCCUGGGUAUCAGUCUGUUUUGGCUCUCUUGCCCUAACUCCGUAUGGAAUUGUCAUGUUUGGCUUGACAAUGACAGCAAUGGCGUUGGCAAGAGCACGAAUAGAUCUGGGACCAGGCUAAGGUUUAUGCGGUCAAACCUGACUGCCUGUGCUUAGGUUGAUGAGUUGACCUGAAUGGUCUUGGCAAGAUCUUUUUGGUUUCUCCACAUCAAUGCAGGAUAUUCAGGUUUAGCAACACAUUUUGUGUAUUGUAAAUAUAAAUAAAUGAUGGUAUAGAAGUAUCAGAUUCAGAAGUAGGCUAAAGAGUGCUGUUAGCUGAGAGAGUGAUUUAGCUAGCUUAUAUAAUACAUUUGGCAGCCAAGUAAAGGGGUUAAACAAUAUCAGCCCAUUUCCAUGUGCAAUGUGCCAGCUGCCUAUGAUCCUAGUUGACUUGGUAGGGUGAAAGCUUUGAAUGCGUCCCAAAUGGCACCCUAUUCCCUAUAUAGUGCACUACUUUUGACCAGGGCCCUGGUCAAAAGUAGUGCACUAUAUAGGGAACAGGGUGCCAUUUGGGACGUACAAGAGUUGAAUCGCUUGGAAAGGUUUGCUAGGUAAUGUAGUCGUUUGGGAAAUCUUUGUCCCAGUUAAUCUGAACAUGAGAACUGUAGAGGUGUAGUUGCCUAUGCUAUAUCAUAUUAUUAACCCUUCACUAGAGGCAUGUGGGAGAAUGUAUUUGUUCUAGUGCUGAACUUCCAGAGAAAGGGAGGCUGGCAUUUUUCAGACCGGUAUCUAUCUAUACACCACCGCAGAUUUUGUGCUUUUUAGGGUGAGUUUGCUGUUUUCAAAUUUGAUCAAAACGAAGACCGAAAUUUGACUUAGGUAUUUGCAGUUUGGACUUACUGGAGAACGUUAUUUGCUUUUUACGUUUUAUUUAUUUUAAUCCUACUGUGCAACGCUUUUUCCAAUCUUGGUAGGCUGGUUUCCCCAAAGUUGUGUGUGAAAUCGCAUUGGCAAAGAAUCACGCAUAUGACAUUUGUAUAUUGUUUGAGAUUUCAGCUGAGAGAAAUACUUGAUGCAUUGACUUUGGGUUUAGUAAUGCAGUUAUAAAUGAGUUAACCAAUCACCAAGGCGGUUUUUUCAUUAAUGAGUUUUGAGCAGCUAGUGAUGUAGUGUAAUGAAAUAAAUGCACUUGUUUUAAAAAAUAAUCUUACUGUUUAAGCAAUGUGAAAUCAUUUUAGAAGCAUAUGGUAAUGAUAUUGAGGUAGACAGGCUUGUGAAAAUCUACAGGAAUAGCUUUCUUCUCUCCCUAAUGUUUGGGUUCUUUUUUUUUCUGUUAAUUUUUGGGUUGCAACAAUUUUUGGGUGGCAACAAGGAAAUAUGGCAAUGGAUCAAUUAAGUGUUUGAGACACUAAAUUCUAAAACUCUGUAUGAAAUGUCACCCAAAAAAUAAAUUAUUUUGAUUUGG